Arachis ipaensis is the source of this 2046-nucleotide messenger RNA. RefSeq names its product tyrosine decarboxylase 1-like. Gene Ontology annotation, biological process: carboxylic acid metabolic process; amino acid metabolic process. Gene Ontology annotation, molecular function: carboxy-lyase activity; pyridoxal phosphate binding. NCBI's taxonomy places the organism in Eukaryota, Viridiplantae, Streptophyta, Magnoliopsida, Fabales, Fabaceae. Gene Ontology annotation, cellular component: cytoplasm. The record is from RefSeq and is a predicted model, not a curated record.
UCUGGAGAGCAAAAUAAAUAUUACCUAAAUUAUCUUCUCUAUGGGAAAAAAAUUAAUUCUUCCAUGGGAACAAAAAAUUGAAAAAUAAAAAAAAUGAAAGCAACCAAUAGAAUAUUCCUUUGCAAUCAAUAGAAUAUUCCUUUCUAUUGGCAUCUAUAUAUACCCUACAAAAUGAAGAGCCUAAAUCUUACAUACCAAAUCCAAAAUAAAGAACAUCGAUCAAAAUACACCAAAUGGGUAGCAACAAUGAUUACAAUUCAUUCAGCAUGAACAAUCCAUUGGAUCCUGAAGAAUUUAAGAGACAAGGCUAUAUGAUAGUUGACUUUCUUGCCGAUUAUUACCAUAAUAUUGAAAACUAUUCGGUUCUAAGUCAAGUUGAUCCUGGUUAUCUUCAAAAAAAUCUUCCAUCUUAUGCUCCUUUUGGCUCUGAAUCCAUUGAAAUCAUCCUUCAGGACAUAAAACGACACAUAAUUCCGGGAAUUACACACUGGCAGAGUCCUAAUUUUUUUGCAUUCUUCCCUUCAAGUGGUAGCACUGCUGGUUUCAUGGGCGAGAUGCUCAGUACUGGACUCAACACCGUUGGAUUCAACUGGCUCUCGUCCCCGGCUGCAACUGAGCUUGAGACCAUGGUCAUGGAUUGGCUCGGCCAGGAGCUCCGGCUACCAAAAGAAUUCCUCUUCACUGGUCACGGCGGCGGCGUCAUGUUAGGCACAACAUGCGAGGCAAUAUUGGCAACACUAGUCGCCGCCAGAGAUCGAAUGCUUAACCUGAUAGGAAGAGACAAUAUUGGAAAGCUCGUUGUUUACGGCUCAGAUCAAACACAUUGUGCGGUUCAAAAAGCCGCUCAUAUUGCAGGGUUUGAUCCAAACAACUUCAGAGCCAUUAAGACUUCGAGAUCGAGUUCAUUCUCGUUGUUACCACAAUCGUUGUUGAAAACCAUUCAGAAAGAUCUCCAUAGCGGAUUAGUUCCAUGCUACUUGUGUGCAACCGUUGGAACAACUUCUACAACGGCCAUUGAUCCAGUUGGAGCGUUGUGCCACGUGGCGAAAAAUUAUGGAAUGUGGAUCCACGUGGAUGCGGCGUAUGCAGGUAGCGCGUGCAUUUGUCCAGAGUUCAGACACCUGAUCGAUGGCGUUGAAGAUGCAGAUUCUUUUAGCCUCAACGCUCACAAAUGGUUUCUAACCAAUUUGGAUUGUUGUUGUCUUUGGGUUAAAGAUCCAAAUUCUUUGAUCAAAUCGCUCUCAACAAACCCUUCGUAUUUGCAUAACAACGCUUCUGAAUCGAAGCAAGUUGUGGAUUACAAAGAUUGGCAAAUUACGCUAAGCAGAAGGUUCCGUGCUCUUAAAGUAUGGCUUGUUCUUCGAAGUUACGGCAUUUCAAAUCUCAGAAAUUUUCUAAGAAGCCAUGUUGAGAUGGCAAAGAGUUUUGAAGAACUGGUGAAGUUGGAUAAGAGGUUUGAGAUUGUGGUUCCUAGAAAUCUCGCUAUGGUUUGCUUUAGAGUUAUACCCUCAGUUGCUCAUGGCGGUGAUGCAAAUGAAAUCAAUAGAAAAUUAUUGGAUUCGAUGAACGAAUCAGGAAGAGUAUACAUGAGUCACGCCAUGGUGGAUGGAAUGUUCAUUAUAAGGUGUGCUAUUGGGGCAACUCUCACGCAGCAAGAACACGUGAUUAUCGCUUGGAAGAUCGUACAAGAACAUGCAAAUACAAUUCUAAAUAAAACUGCUAUUAGUGCCUAGUUAGAAUAAUACUAAAUUAUUAAUUCCAAAUUAUUACUCAGGUAUAUAAAAUUAAAAAUAAAAAUAUAUCAACUUAUAACAUUUCAUUUAUAAAGUGUAAAAUUGUAAGUUGAUAGAAUAUAGUCUAAAGUAAGAUGAGUACAUAUAGUUUUAAUUUAAACAGUUGCAACAUGUUUGUUGCUUUGUUAUAAUAAGUGUGAAGUGAUGAGAAUAGUCAUUUCUUAGGGUACUUAAUUAAUUUUCAGUUUACUUAGUUUGUUAAGAAGUUAGAAAAAUAAGCUCAUCAUUAGUUUAUUAAGCUAAAGUUUAAUUU